AUGGAGCAAAUCAUGAAAAAGUCAACCCUUGAUCCCAGGUUUCUUUGCUUCUCUUUCAGCACUUGCUUGUCUUUUCUCCCAAAGGCUCAGGUUCCUACCAUACGAAUCCUUACAUGUGAGAAAACUGAGCUUCAGACGGCACUCUAUUACAGCCAGCGUGCUGUCCAGCAGUUGCAAGGAGAGUGCAGGCAUCUGGUCGGCCGCCUGCAUGAUUCAUGGAAUUUUGCAAGAGAUUUAGAGUGGGAUCUCUCUGCUGUCGCUACACAGAAGAAGAAGGCUGACAGGUACAUCGAGGAGUUAACAAAGGAGAGGGACGCCCUGAGUCUGGAACUGUACAGGAACACCAUAACCCAUGAGGAGCUGAAGGAGAAAAAUGCCGAACUACAAGAAAAACUUCGACUUCUAGAAUCUGAAAACUCUGAGAUCCAGCUCAAUGUAAAGGAGCUAGAAAGGAAGCUGGAGAGGGCCAAGCUCCUGCUGCCACAGCAGCUGCAGGAGGAGGCUGACCACCUGGGUAAGGAGCUGCAGAGUGUGUCCGCGAAGCUCCAAGCCCAGGUGGAAGAGAACCAGUUGUGGAACCGCCUGUACCAGCAACUUGAGGAGAAGAUGUGGAGGCAGGAGGAGAAGAUACGGGAGCAGGAGGAGAAGAUACGGGAGCAGGAGGAGAAGAUGCGGAGGCAGGAGGAGAAGAUAUGGGAGCAGGAGGAGAAGAUGCGGAGGCAGGAGGAGAUGAUGCGGGAGAAGAGGGAGAUGAUGCGGGAGCAGGAGGAGAUGAUGCGGGAGAAGAGGGAGAUGAUGCGGGAGCAGGAGGAGAUGAUGUGGGAGAAGGAGGAGAUGAUGCGGGAGCAGGAGGAGAAGAUGCGGGAGGAGGAGGAGAAGAUGUGGAGGCAGGAGGAGAAGAUGUGCGAGCAGGAGGAGAAGAUGUGGAGGCAGGAGGAGAUGCACGAGGAGAAGGAGAAGAUGAGGAGGCAGGAGGAGAUGAUGUGGGAGAAGGAGGAAAAGUUACGGGAGCAGGAGGAGAAGAUUCGAGAGAAAGAGGGGAAGAUGCGGGAGCAGGAGGUGAGGCUGUGGCAGCAGGAGGAGAAGAUGCAGGAGCAGGAGGUGAGGCUGCAGGAGCUGGAGGAGAGGCUGGUGGAGCGGGGGGGGGAAGGCGAGCUCUGGGGGGAGCAGGUGGAGGCGGGUGCAAACCCUGGAGAUCAUACAGAACGACCUCACCACAACUUAGCAGAUGGUGGUUGGCUCCCUCUGCUUUUCCACCAGUCUGUGGCCUACAGUGUAAAUGGUGGGAAGAAGGCCCUCUGGCCACUCCCCACAGGAGAUGCACUGGACAGGGAGGAGGUGGAGGAGGAGGAGGCACCUCAGCCCAUGCCAAGCAUCCCAGAGGAGCUGGAGAGCCGGGAGGCCAUGGUGGAGCUGGUGUUUCCGCUUGUGAGCGACCGUAACCAGGGACGUGGUGGAUUGCGGGCAGCUGCCCAGAACCCUGCGGAAGAGUCUGCACCAGGGACCCCGGUCCCUCAGGAGCUCGGGGCUGCCAACAAGCAGGGUGAUCUCUACAGCAAGCCCUGCCUGCCAUUCUUCUACCGCGCACAUGACAAGAAGGCAAAAAUAAUAAACAUCUAAAAGCCGGCAGCGAGGCCUGGAGAAGAGUCAGCUGUCAUGUGACUGUUUAGAAUAUAGUCAGAACACAAACCUGGAAAAAAAAAAAAAAGAAAAGAA
This is a messenger RNA of Macaca mulatta (Rhesus monkey), 1716 nucleotides long. Lineage: Eukaryota; Metazoa; Chordata; Mammalia; Primates; Cercopithecidae. The record is from RefSeq and is a predicted model, not a curated record.